GCAAUCUGGAGUUUGAAGCCCGCCAGUCAGAUGUCGAGCGGCUUUUCAGAAGAUAUGGGAAGGUUGAUAGGGUGGAUAUGAAAUCUGGAUACUUGGAAUUCCUAGAUCUUCCUGGAUGAAGGGUUCUCUGCGUUUCUUUUUUGGCUUGUGCCAAAGAUACAUAUUCUUAUGUUUAUCUGAAAGAACAAAUGUGAUCUGCCAUGGUUCUACCAUCCUACAAUUUACUGAGACCAUUGCCUUUUGCAUUCCUCAUGACCUUGCUCAGUCCUCAAUACCUGAAAUGUUUCAACAUAGAUAGCAUGAUCAUCUCGGAUCCAGUGGCUGCUGUUGAGUUCCUUCAUACAGAUUUUUCUUUCCCCUUCCCCCCUUCCCCCCUCACUCAUGAGGGGUUUUGGGUGGAUUUGCUUUCAUUUAUAUGGAGGACGAGCGUGAUGCUGAUGAUGCAAUUAGAAGACUUGACAGGAUAGAGUUUGGUAAAAAGGGACGCAGGCUUCGUGUAGAAUGGACUAAGGAGGAUCGUGGUGGUAGUAGGAGGCCUGACAGCUCCAGGAAGCCUGCUGCAAAUACUAAACCUUCCAAGACUUUAUUUGUCAUCAACUUUGAUCCAGUUCAUACUCGGACAAGGGACAUAGAGAGGUAUUUUGAGCCUUAUGGUAGAAUAUCAAAUGUUCGAAUCAGAAGGAAUUUCGCAUUUGUUCAGUAUGAGUCCGAGGAUGAUGCUAGCAGAGCAUUAGAAGCGACAAACAUGAGCAAGUUCAUGGAUCGAGUUAUUUCUGUAGAAUUUGCGAUUCGAGAUGAUGAUGACAAGAGAAAUGGUCGCAGUCCUGACAGAAGAGGCCGUGACAUGUCACCUGGCAGGAGAGGUUAUGACCGUCGGCGUUCGCCUAGCCCAUAUAGAAGGGAUAGGGGUAGUCCUGACUAUGGGCAUGGAGCACUUCUAAACUCAAGGCCUCGCACCAGGGGAAGUCCUGAGUAUCGUCGAGCAGAAAGCCCUGUCAAUGAGAGAUAUCACAGUCGUUCACCACCGCCACGUGAGAGGUCUCGAUCUUGAGGAGAAAACUUCCAAGCAAGAUUUCAUCACCCCGAAAAGAAAAAGAAAAAGAAAACCUUCCAAGCAAGAAGCUAGUUUAGAAGUUAUUUAUGUUGUCUGUUGGUCACGUUGUCGUCUGGAAUUUGUAGCUUUACAACCUGCAGAUGUACAAUGUCUUUGUACCAUUGUGUAUGUUAGUUUGAUGUUGAUUUCCGUAAUGACUAAUGAGUAUGUUGUGUACACAAAUAUUAAAAAUUCUACUCAUUGCAAUCGAAUUAGCUGAGGUGUAUUUGGCGAAAGAAGAAUGGCUUUCAAAAACUCCUCCAUUCUAUUUUUCUGUA
This is a messenger RNA of Nicotiana attenuata, 1371 nucleotides long. Its product is annotated as serine/arginine-rich splicing factor RS41-like. Gene Ontology annotation, cellular component: nuclear speck. The coding region runs from base 416 to 1051 and encodes 211 amino acids. Gene Ontology annotation, molecular function: RNA binding. The record is from RefSeq and is a predicted model, not a curated record. Gene Ontology annotation, biological process: mRNA splicing, via spliceosome. Lineage: Eukaryota; Viridiplantae; Streptophyta; Magnoliopsida; Solanales; Solanaceae. The transcript is spliced from 6 exons.